ACAAGAACCUAACGCCUGAGGGUUGGAAGGCAAGCCAAGUUCUCUACCAGUGAGCUACCACCCAGCAUUCCAUAUGGAAUUUGAGGUGAUUAAAUGGCUCAUGCCUGCCAGGUGUUUAACAAUGCUGGCACCCAGAGGAAACACUCAACCCCUUUUAGGUCAUUCUUAUCAUUUUUUAUCACUAUGGUUUAUCAUCAUUAUUAUGGGAAAUUGUGCUUCGUUUAUUGUGGUUCAUUAAUCAUCUUAACGAACACCAGAAAAGAAAAAAAAAUAGAACGAUUCCUUUCAUUCCCAAAGCUGGCCUCACAUGAGCAGCAGGGGGACAAGGUUUUACCAGGAAAAAAGGUGUAAAGAGAGAUUUGCCUGAAUCUCAAAGUGCUCAUAGUGAACUUGAGCCCACCCGCUCUCCCCUGGGAUCAGCCCCAGGCACUGGAGGGGCCCCCCUGCAGAGAAGGAGCCCAGUGGUCUGGCUCACGUCCAGCGGUCCAGCGGGUGGAGCCCGAGAGUCCUGGGCUGCCUGGCGGAGGGCCGAUAAGGAGACUGCACAUCAGCGCGCGCAGAGGAGACCCUCUAGGAGCGGGAAGGGCUUCUUUUCUUUUUUGUUUUUUCCUAAUUCUUUGUUCACAUAGUGCCCACGACUUUACUUUAUUUCUGCCAUAGUGGAACAAGCCACAAAACUGAGGUCGAAGAAGAAUGGGGAAGAAAGGGACUUUUCAUUUCAGUGUUAGUUUCUGCUCUGCACCUCCGUCUGCUAACAUUUUAAAGGCUGUGCAUCCUGGGCUUAUUACCUGAAAGAGGAACAACCAGGGAAGCAUUUGUGGGUUUGUUUGUUUGUUUGUUUUCCUGCACAGGCAACAGAUAGCAAUAACUUGUGUCCCCCUUGUCUCUGCUCCCUCUCCCACCGCCCUGAGCCUUGUCCUCAUACCAGAGCAGAAGCGUCAACUCCAACAUAUUCCCAUUGCAAGAGAAGUCAUUUGUUGUUUAAAUGGCACUCUGUGGAUCCUUUUUGGUUACAAAUCUUUCCAAAAUAAACAUUUCAAGGUGGGGGUAGGAAAUGGCAUAGAAGAGGAAAAGUGAAUUUGAGUUUGCUUAUCACUGAGUAAAGACCCCUGGAUGCCGUGGAGACAUCACAGAACCAUUGGCACCAUGUCAAAAGAAGAGAAAGCAAGGGCACUUGAGACACUGAGGCCAGUCAGGCCCCACCCUACCCCCCUGUGUUGUCUGGCAUUGAUGAAAUGGGAGGAGAAAGCCAGUUCACAGACCUGAAGAGCAGACUGUGGGUAUAAAAGGGUGAGGUGCCUCUCCUGCACCACCUCUUCCUUCUGAGAGAGCCUGGCCACUCUUUAUCAGGCGUUGCCUUCUGCCACUGGGAGCCAGCCGCAGGGAAGGAUGAGUGAACAGUCUUUGCUUGGUGGUACUGAUGACGUCCAUCACGGUCCUCUUUGGAUAGACCCUUUUGGAAAUAAAGCCCGUGAGGCAACACCAGGAGGCUUCAGACGACUAAGCUUGGCUCUGGCACUCAGGUGGAAAGAACAGGACCCAGAGGAAGAGAUGGCCUUGGAAGACAGUCCCACCAUGGUUAAAGUAGACCGGGGUGAAAACCAGGUUUCAUCAUGUCGGGGGAGACGCUGUGGCUUCAGAGUGUUUGGCUAUGUCACUGGUGAUAUGAAAGAAUUUGCCAACUGGCUUAAAGAUAAGCCCGUGGUGCUCCAGUUCAUGGAUUGGAUUCUCCGUGGCAUAUCCCAGGUGGUGUUCGUCAGCAACCCCAUCAGUGGAAUCCUGAUUCUGGUGGGACUUCUGGUCCAGAACCCCUGGUGGGCUCUCUGUGGCUGUGUAGGAACUGUGGUCUCCACUCUGACAGCCCUCUUGCUGAGCCAAGACAGGUCAGCGAUAGCAGCCGGGCUCCACGGCUACAACGCCACCCUUGUGGGAAUCCUCAUGGCUGUCUUCUCGGACAAGGGCGACUAUUUCUGGUGGCUGAUAUUCCCUAUAUCUGUAAUGUCUAUGACUUGCCCACUCUUCUCAAGUGCACUGAACUCCGUGUUCAGCAAAUGGGACCUCCCUGUCUUCACGCUCCCUUUCAACAUGGCGCUGUCUAUGUACCUUUCGGCCACGGGACAUUACAAUGCAUUCUUUCCGAGCAAACUCAUCACACCCGUCACCUCCGUGACCAAUAUCACAUGGACUGAGCUGAAUGCCCUUGAGUUAUUGAAGUCCCUUCCAGUGGGAGUUGGUCAGAUAUACGGCUGUGAUAACCCAUGGACGGGGGGCAUUUUCCUCUGUGCCAUUCUCCUUUCCUCCCCACUCAUGUGCCUGCAUGCUGCUAUCGGAUCCCUGCUGGGUGUCAUUGCAGGACUCAGUCUCGCAGCUCCGUUUGAAGACAUCUAUGCUGGGCUCUGGGGUUUCAACAGUUCUCUGGCCUGCAUUGCAAUUGGAGGCAUGUUCAUGGCACUCACCUGGCAGACCCACCUCCUGGCUCUCGCCUGUGCCCUGUUUACCGCCUACGUCGGAGCCUGCAUGACACACCUGAUGGCUGUGGUACGUUUGCCUGCUGGUACUUGGGCCUUCUGUUUGGCCACGCUACCGUUUCUCUUGCUGACCACGAAAAACCCCGACAUCUACAGGAUACCUCUCAGCAAAGUCACCUACUCUGAAGAGAACCGCAUCUUCUACCUACAAAACAAGAAAAGGGUGGUUGAAAGCCCUCUGUAAAAGGAACUCCACAUGAUAGCUGUGGUCAUUAAUCAUUUCCAAGUGCAGCUCCAGAAGGCUUCCAGAUUCUCAGUAACUGCUUUUCACCACAGGGAACAACUUUCAGACUAUCAGUGACCCAUUCGUUUGUUUGCUUUGUGUUUUUCUUUUUGACUGUAUAUUGUCAAGCACAUGAAAACCCUGUCCAGGUGAUGUUCUCUGGAAUGGAAUUUAAACCCAUCUGUGUGCUAGGGGUGGGGUAGCAUGAAGAUUGUAAUGUAUUUAUAAAGUCGACAUGGUCCAAGAGAAAGAAGAAAUGGAAGCAGAAUAAUUAUUAUUUAAACUACCUUUGAUGUCAGUAUUAAGCGUUAAGUUCUGUAGCCAUCUAAGCCUUACAGAAUUCACGGGCACAGAAACAAAGCGAACCCAAAAAGUCCUCAGGUAAACAGUUUGCUUUCAGAAUCAAGCCAAGUGACUCGCAGCAGCCAUGACCAACAUUGCAGUGAGUAGGUUGCCGGUAGGGCAGUGGCUUCCGCACUAUAGUAAAGUGUGACAUUUACUAAAUGAGGAUGAUUAGGUUUUUUUUUCAAGCUGCCAGAGCUGUGGAGAGGACUUUGUUGGUCAAAAUAGUUUUGAAUUGCUGCUCUUGGCAUUUCAAAACUUCAGGGAGAGUUUAUUUAUUCUUCUUAUGAAAAAAAAAACACCUUUUUUUCACUGAUAUGUUUGUAGCUAGCCAGUUCCUAGAAAUUAAAUAAAAUAUGUAUGUAUGGAAUACUUAGCAUAGUUGCUUUUACUUUAAUUGUUAUAUUAGUUUUUAGUUGGGGGGUGUCUUGCUAUGUAGCCCAGGCUAGCCUAGAAGGCAGCACCCCUCUGCUUCCAUUCCCUGAACACUGGGACUAUGUGUUAGUUUUUUAAGUGUUUCAGAUACAUGGCAAUUUCAUUAACCUCAAGAGCCUUUUAUAGUCACAUCUUUAAUGAAUCUGAGGACAUCUAGGCCCUGGCUGUCAAGUCACACAUAGUCUUCAAGAGUUCUUUAAUUUCUUAAAAAAAAAAAAAAGACAUUCUUUUCUGCACACUAUGCUCUGUUUGAGAAACUAGUGGUAUUGGAACCACCUGAAAGAAAUACAGGGAGGGGGAUUCUCCAGGUUUUCGCUUUAGAUUUUUUUUUUAAUUUAAAAGUUGUAGCUUCUGUAAAAAUUCUAUGACCAAUCACGCCAAAGAGGACAGCAGAAAGUUCCACUUGCCGCCUGCCGUCUGCCCAAUGAAAUUUAUUGUUUGAAGUUUGGGAAAGUAAAAACUUAAAUCCUAAAGAUUUAUUUUUCCUGUUGAGUAUGUUGUUCAUGCCUGAAAUCCUAGCACUCAGGCAGCUGAGGCAGAAGGACCACACAUUGAAGGCAGUGUGGGCUACACUGAAUGGCCCUAUCUCAACAAACAAACAACAACAACAACAAGAAGAAACACUUUCCCCCCUUUCAAUAGUCAGUGUUAUCCAGGCAGUGGUGGGGCAAUCAUUUAAUUAGAGGCAGGCGAAUCUGUGAGUUUGAGGCCAGCCUGGUCUACAGAGUGAGUUCCAGGACAGCCAGAGCUACACAAAGACACCCUUUCUGGAAAAACAAAAGCAAAAACAUAGUAAGCGCUGAGAAGACAAUACAGUUUGCUGAAGGGCUGAAGUCAGGUGGUAGGAAAGCCUGGACAAACGCCUUAGGGAGCCCAUCACCCUCCCUCUCCUCAGGAUAACAAAUCCUGAGAACUGGGACCAUUUUUACAUCCUGUGACCAAAGCCUUUGAAGCCAUGAAUCUACAACUGUCACUGGUUCCUGAGAUGUCCUAUGGAAAAUCCGAAUUUCCAGAGUUUGAACUGAAAUUUUCCUAUUUGGAAUUUGUGAAAUAUGGGUUGAGAACAGCAGGAAGAGAAGGGUAAGCAAAGAACCCCCCAGAAGUGAAGAAGUUGCAACCUAGCAGAACAGACUGGAGCGCUUUCCCCUAUGCCCCUGAGCCCACCUCAGAAACAGAGUUCUAACUCACCUAAGCCCGUGCUGUCUCAAACCUUCAAAUGGGAACAAGCUUAAAGUCUUCUCUAUUAUUUUAUUUAUAUAAUAUUAAUGUCUUUAAAGUAUUUUUGUUACUAAGUAUUAUCCUAAAGUUAUACGAAAACUCUUAGGGCUCCUUUGUACCUUUUUUGCUAUUGUCUGUGUAACAGACUCCUGUGUAAACAUAUGAAUAAAUUAUAUUCACGGCUCA
Myodes glareolus (Bank vole) is the source of this 4932-nucleotide messenger RNA. RefSeq names its product solute carrier family 14 member 1 (Kidd blood group) (gene Slc14a1). Gene Ontology annotation, biological process: urea transmembrane transport. Gene Ontology annotation, cellular component: membrane. NCBI's taxonomy places the organism in Eukaryota, Metazoa, Chordata, Mammalia, Rodentia, Cricetidae. The record is from RefSeq and is a predicted model, not a curated record. Gene Ontology annotation, molecular function: urea transmembrane transporter activity.